UUUGCCUCGCGCCGACCCCGCCCCUGGAACUACGCUCCCGUCGUGCUCCGCGGCUCCAGGCGGAGACGAGGCGGGGCAGGCCGGUUGCUAAGACUUGGCGAAGCGCAACGCUCGCGCCCGCGUCCCUCAGGUGGCUGCAGGCUUCAGCCGGCGCCGGUCGGCGAAGAAGAGAUGUCAGAAAAGGAGAACAACUUCCCGCCGCUGCCCAGGUUCAUCCCCCUGAAGCCCUGCUUCUACCAGAACUUCUCCGAUGAGAUCCCGGUGGAGCACCAGGUCCUGGUGAAGCGGAUCUACCGACUGUGGAUGUUUUACUGCGCCACCCUUGGCGUCAACCUCAUCGCCUGCCUGGCCUGGCUGAUCGCCGGAGGCCCGGCAUCCAACUUCGGCCUGGCCAUCGUGUGGCUGCUCCUGUUCACGCCCUGCAGCUACGUGUGCUGGUUCCGGCCCGUCUACAAGGCCUUCCGAGCCGACAGCUCCUUCAACUUCAUGGCGUUUUUCUUCAUCUUCGGAGCUCAGUUUGUCCUGACGGUCAUCCAGGCGAUCGGCUUCUCCGGCUGGGGCGCGUGUGGCUGGCUGUCAGCAGUCGGGUUCUUCCAAACCAGCGUGGGUGCUUCCGUGGUCAUGCUGCUUCCAGCCAUCAUGUUCUCCGUGUCGGCGGCCAUGAUGGCCAUCGCUAUCAUGAAGGUGCACAGGAUCUACCGAGGUGCUGGUGGAAGCUUCCAGAAGGCACAGACGGAGUGGAGCACAGGCACGUGGCGGAACCCGCCGUCAAGGGAGGCCCAGUACAACAACUUCUCAGGCAGCAGCCUGCCCGAGUACCCCACUGUGCCCAGCUACCCGGGCAGUGGCCAGUGGCCUUAGGAGACGGGGUUUCUCCGUGGUGGUCGUCACUCCUGACUGAGGUGAUCCACACGCCCCGGCUUCCCAAAGUGCUGGAAUGACAAGUGUGAGCCACCGCGCCUGGCCUGGAGUGGCCUCUUAGGAGGAGAGGGGACCCGUCAAAUCUGUGCCUUAUGUAGGGGUCCGGCAGCGGCCACGAUUGUUUUCCCUCGUCCCCCGACUCCCCCACAAACGCCUCCACCCUCCACGGGGCAUUUCCACAGCCCCAUUCACAACGGUUGGGCCAAAAAGAAACUUUUCCUCCGUCAUUUCCUGGACUCGCUGGCCACGACUUUGGGGACAUUCCCGGCUGCCGGCCCUCACCACCGUUCAACCCCGGGACACUUGCCGUGGGACUCCGCUGUCCUGGGCCUCCCUAGACAUGGGCCAGUCGCCUGGUUGGUACAGAAUGCUGUUGGGUGCCCGGAGGUGGCCAUGGUUUCGGGAGGCUGGCAGCCAGGAUGGAGCACCCACGGGUCCCACGUCCAUGCUUCUUGUCUUCAGGUCCUGCCCCCGGCUGAUCUCCUGUCAAAGGGCCCCCCCCCUUCCCCAGCCUCACAGCUGUGCUUGGCUGUGCCCAUGAAGACCAAGUCCCCUCUGGCAGGCCCGCCCCGCCCCCCCAGCGGUGGUGUUGGGAUUUUGUUAUGUGAAAAUAUCCUGGAAAUAAAUGCAUCUCUGCACCAGA
Messenger RNA from Callithrix jacchus (white-tufted-ear marmoset), 1564 nucleotides. RefSeq names its product secretory carrier membrane protein 4 (gene SCAMP4). The record is from RefSeq and is a predicted model, not a curated record. Gene Ontology annotation, biological process: protein transport. Lineage: Eukaryota; Metazoa; Chordata; Mammalia; Primates; Cebidae. Gene Ontology annotation, cellular component: recycling endosome membrane; trans-Golgi network membrane.